Messenger RNA from Komagataella phaffii GS115, 1332 nucleotides. Its product is annotated as UBX (ubiquitin regulatory X) domain-containing protein that interacts with Cdc48p. The record is from RefSeq and is a predicted model, not a curated record. Gene Ontology annotation, molecular function: protein binding. The transcript has a single exon. The coding region runs from base 1 to 1332 and encodes 443 amino acids. NCBI's taxonomy places the organism in Eukaryota, Fungi, Ascomycota, Pichiomycetes, Pichiales, Pichiaceae.
AUGUCGCUCAAUGUUACCUAUCAAUUACGCUCAUUUCGGGUCAAGACCACUCCAGGGACGAUUCUCAACGAGGUCUUGACUAAUGCAUGCGAUCAUUUCGAUCUGGAUGCCAGUUCAUAUCAAUUAUAUCAUGGAACUAGGCUCCUAGAUCUGUCACUUCCUGUUCGCUUGACUGGGCUUGCUCAGGGUGCCAAAUUAGAAUUGAAGGUGGGCAAAGCUGUAGGCAACGUUACAUUACGAUUCAGUAUUGUCGGAAGGACGUUGAAUGUUGAUCCAAAGUCUUUGGUGCUCACAGUCAAGUCAUCAAAUACCAUUAGAAGUGUGCUCGUUUUGUUGGGCAAGAACAUUGGAUUAGAUUUGUCGAGUGAAAACUUUACGAUUCAAAGUUUCAGUUUGAGAAUAUCCCCCGGACCUGAUUUUGAUAAGCCAUUGAGCUCGUUGGGUUUAUCAAGCGGCAAUUCUGUGAUGCGUCUGGUGUUUGAGGCUCAGGGUCCAACCACUAAGAGUGAAAAGAAAGUAUCUUCUCCUUCAUCCUCAGCUCUUCCAACCUCUGCACCAGCUACUGAAACCCACCAAGACAUCAAAGACACCCCUAAUCAUGAUAGCACCGUUGUGAAAGACACAGCAGCUGGCGAAAAGUCAACCAAAGCACACAUAUUUCAAGCUCAGGCGUUCAAACCAUCUUCUAAUCGUAUCCACAGUUCCCAGGAUGAUGAUGAGGUAUAUGAAUUAUCUGUUGACCAGGCUCUCAAAUAUCAGGCAAUACUUUCCAAACAAGCACACGCAUCCCCUAUGAUGAGGAGACUUGCCGAAGAAAAAAAGAAAAAUGCCAAAAAGAUUGAUAAUUGUCAUAUCCGUAUACGGUUUCCUGACCACAGCAAUUUGGAACUCACAAUUGAUGCUUCCAUUACAUUGAAACAGCUUUGCUCUAUCUUGACAACUGAUUUUCUUUCAUUAAAUGAGGAAGAAAAGAAUGCGCAAAAUGCGUUUAACCUCUAUAUACCUCAUCCACAUCAAAUUCUCAACACGACGGCUAACAUGAAUAAAAGGCUUGAUUCUGAUCUCAAAUUUGGUCCAAGAAUUUUAUUAUUGUAUGAAUCUGCCAACAAAGUUUCCAAGAUCUCGUACCUGAAACCAGAAUACUUGAAGGAUGCUAAAUCUAUUGAAGAUGCUCCUGAUGUUUUACGAGACAGAGAAAUUGAAAUGGGGGUUGAUUCUACUCCAGUGAGCCAGAGUCCCGUUUCUGCGGUUGAUCAGAGUUCUUUUGAGUCUCCUACUAAUUCAUCUCUAAAAAAGAAAGUUCCCAAGUGGUUGAAGUUGGGCAAGAAGUGA